AAUUAAUAUUCAUGAGGUAAGCCCUGAGUCGGUUUGUGAGCAGGUGAAUGCUUGAUUCUCAUCGCCACCACCAAGCAACAAAAAUGCCUUGACAAGGCAUCACAUAAGGGAGAAAGUAUCUGUUUAUACUGGCAGAAAAGCCAGUAAACAAACGUUCAUUGGAAAUGGAAGAAAAUCAACUUCUUCAUCGAAACGCGUCUGUUUCAAAGUAACCGACUCACCUGAAACUACAGAAAUAUCAAGCACCCCAGCAAAGAUGGCUGACGACCGUGUAGCCAUCUUGACCGAUGAUGAAGAGGAGCUGAAGAGGAGACACCUCGAGCAUUUCGACCACCUGUCGCUUGAGAUUCAAUCAGAUCAACCUUCGCAAUCAUCUGUGGACAAUGUACCUUACGAUACAGCACCAACUCCAUCCCCUCAACAUGACAUGAGCUGCUGUGAACGAUUGUUCCUACGGGUCAACCCCUACCUUCUUGUGUCAAAAGUGUUUUAUUUGUUCUUCUAUGCUGCAUAUGGUUCCCUCCAUCCCCUUCUUGCUUUGUACUACAAGCAGCUGGGGAUGAAUCCCACCCAAAGUGGUCUCCUAGUGGGAAUCCGUUAUUUCAUUGAGUUCUGUAGCGCCCCUUUUUGGGGCAUUGUCGCAGAUCGUUUCAGGAAAGGUAAAGCAGUCUUAUUGUUCUCAAUGUUAUGCUGGCUCCUCUUCAAUUCUGGGAUUGGAUUUGUGCAACCAGCAGACAUGACGUGUAAAGAAGAGAACCUUCAGACGACCACAGCCAUGGUACUGACUGUCCACACUAUCACAUCUAAUGAGACAUUCUACCUCAAUGCCAGUUCCAUCCCGACAACAAAUCAGAUGAGACACCGCAGGGAUCUGAUUGGACACUACCCUUGGCGAACCAUCCUUUCCUACAUUCAGUCUUCAGGCUACAGUUCUGAACACCGAUUCAAACGGGAUUCCAACUUAAGUUUCACUGUUGCACCUGAUGAAUUUGCUAACACGACACAAUAUGACCAAAACACCACAAGGCCCGAGCUAAGCACAUCCAUCUCAGCAUCCACCCCCAAUGCCACGUCCGGCAGCACUACUCAAAGUACUAUGACCAAACCAACCCAAACACCUGAAUAUAACAUGGACCAGGUUCACGCCAUUUUCCUGCUGAUUCUGCUCGUCAUCAUCAUUGGCGAGUUUUUCAGUGCUCCAGCCAUUACUAUCGUGGAUACGGUACGUAACACUUUUUUCCAGAAAAAUAACCUCAAUAUCAAGGCAGAUCACACCGAAACAGCUCUGGUGAGGGUCACAAAUGACCUGCUGAUGGCAGCAGAUGCUGGUUCUCCAUCUCUUCUCAUCCUUCUGGAUUUGACUGCAGUAUUUGGCACUGUAGAUCACAACAUACUUCUGUAUUGUUUACGUCACACCAUCAGUCUCUCUGGCUCUGUCUAUAACUGGUUUUCAUCCUACCUUACUGGGAGAAUGGAGUAUGUUGCUUUGGGAGAGACUAAAUCCUUGACACACAAUGUCACCUGUGGUGUUCCUCAAGGCAUAACACAUGCGUCCGUAUGGGCGGCGUGUAUCUCAUAUUUGAGUGCGGCUGUACCUCCACCUCUUCGGACAUCCGCUCAAGGCAUCCUGCAGGGUCUCCACCUCGGGCUGGGCAGGGGCUGUGGGGCGAUGGUCGGCGGGGUAUUUGUCAACUACUUUGGUGUUGCCGAAACAUUCAGGGGAAUAGGAAUGACGUCGCUUGUUAUUUUGCUGAUCUUUUCAUUAAUUAUGUGCAUCACUGGCCAGAAUGAGAAAAAAGAGGACAAGAUGCUAGCAGAGAACAUUCCUAUCCCAUCCAGUCCUGUUCCCAUAGCAACCAUUGACCUGGUUCAGAACACAACAGACGCGGCCGCACCUGCUCGACCCGAACCCAAACUUCCGACUCGGAAAACACGGCACCAGGAGGAUCAGGAGGAUCUGAACAAGCCUGCUUGGGUUCCCUCUGGUUCGCCGUGGGUUACAGUCGUUCUACUGUUUUACCAAAUCAGAGACAUGGUCGUCAUUGCAAAGACCCCUGUUGAGGUCCAGCCCCUUCAGGACACAGAUGAGAUUCCCCCAGAAUCUCGAGAAGAAGACCAAUCACCUCCCAUCGUUGGCAAUGACGUGCGACAGGAAAGCGCUCUCAGUGGGCUCCUGUCCCAGGAGGACCCCGGGCCCCCAGGGGCCGCCUCACAGCUGGAAUUCCCAACACGGGACACACAGCUAGUAUUACAUGCAAACAGCUGAUGGCACAAACUGACUCUAACCCGUGGGUAUUUUCUCUUCACAUAGUGAUUUUGUUUUCGUUGUGAAGUUUUUACGAACUUUGUGGGAAAAUACAAGGAAGAAGAAAGUACUUUUCUGUAUAAAUGGCCUUUGUAUGAUUUUUUACUUAUUUCCAGGUGUUUUGCACAUCCACUAAAUAAAGCC
This is a messenger RNA of Sinocyclocheilus grahami, 2449 nucleotides long. RefSeq names its product major facilitator superfamily domain-containing protein 6-A-like. The record is from RefSeq and is a predicted model, not a curated record. Gene Ontology annotation, cellular component: plasma membrane. Lineage: Eukaryota; Metazoa; Chordata; Actinopteri; Cypriniformes; Cyprinidae. The transcript has 7 exons. The coding region runs from base 257 to 2266 and encodes 669 amino acids. Gene Ontology annotation, biological process: antigen processing and presentation of exogenous peptide antigen via MHC class I.